Messenger RNA from Mycena citricolor, 1797 nucleotides. The record is from the annotation of a GenBank genome assembly. NCBI's taxonomy places the organism in Eukaryota, Fungi, Basidiomycota, Agaricomycetes, Agaricales, Mycenaceae.
GGCGACCUUGCGUGCUGGCUAUGGCUAUGUAUAGCAGCAGCCGGGAACGCAUCGUUGCCCUGAGAAGCGGUAGUCUGAGCCAGUGCUGUGUUCCUCAUGUCGCGAUUCACCGGACGGCUGAGCAGAAUGCGACCUCGAAUCUGGCACGUAGCGCGUCUCUGCUGUGCCGCAGUCAGUCGUACAGCCGCCGAGGAGUCGUCUGCAUCUGGAUGUGUGCACGCGCGCAGUAUGCUGGACGGGCAAAUCGUAAUGCGGCUGGAUCUUGUAUGGAAUCGGAAUCGCGUGAGUGUCGUUUCCAGUGCAGAGCUGUUGUCCUCUUCCCAGGCCGUGCAUUUAUUACCUACGGACGAGUCGGUGGCGGCUGUCCUAGAAAGCUGUCGCCAGGGCCGUCUGCUCCAAGUUUCCAAAUAUGCAAGUCGAGAAGCGCUAUCCCGCUGGGGGCUCGCGGGAAAUUCUUGGACGUUGUUGGAGCCUUUGAGCGCCUCGCGACGUGGAUUAAGUUGGGCGUGGACUAGCUUCUGUGUAUGCACAAUUGUCUCGCUGUGCACGGCGCUGGCGUCUCUUGCGCGCCACAGGAAUCGAGCCAAUGUCGUCCAUGGCUCUCUUACGGGGAUCCGGGCUGUCCUUGAUCCUCCCGGUGUGUCGAAACAAGACAUUCUCCGCGCUCGAGCCAUCGCCAACGAGCGCUUGGUGCACGCCUUCGGGUUGACGAAUGCGUUUGUCAGCGAAGAUCUCUCGACGUACUCUGAAUUCGUCCACCGAACGGGGGGUCUCUUGCGGGAUUUCGACUGGAACAGGUUCGCGGAGAUCUCGCUCGAUGCCGUACGCCUAGGGCUGUCUGAUUUUCGGAUUGGUGAUGAGGCUGUUGCAUUCGACCGCUUCGUGCGUGUCGUCACACUCCGCGCCGUCAUCGCUGGGCUGCUCGCGCCAGACACAGACGUCGACGCUCUGGACUGCACUGAUCUCGAUACCACGGCAGCGCUGAUCAACGAUCUCUGGGUUCUUUCCAAAGAUGAGCGCAAGAUCCCGCCCGCCCUGCUGCAUACGCUACAGUGCAGUGUGCGGCGCCUGCUCCCCGAUUCGGCGGCAUUCCCGAACCCUCUGGAUCUGGUGAUUCCGACCUGGGAGACUCUGGGGCGUCUGGUCGCAGUGACGCUCGCGCUGGUCCAUUCGGACGACGCCGCCCGCAAGGCGUUCGCGGAUCUGCUCGAGCACCCGACUCGCGCGCAGUUCUGCGCGCCGUGGUGCGGAGGGAUGGCUCCAAGUGUGGAGAACUACUCCACCGAGGUGCUCAGGCUGUACCCUCCGGUGCGGCGCAUCACGCGCGUCGUGCCAUGCCCCUCGUCUUUGGGCCUCUUCUUACCUGCGCGGUUGAAGUGUCUUCUUGCAUCCUCCGCGCGGGCGGUCGCCGAUAUCGAACGCGCCCAUCGUUCGGCGGAAUUGUUUCCGGAUAACCCUGAUUCCUUCGACCCCUCGCGUUUCUUGCAUCAUCCAGAACGGGCCCAAGAGCUUUUGUCAUUUGGUUGCAGGCCAAUGAAAUGUGUCGGGGCGAAAUGGGCGCCUAUGGCUUCUGCAAUCUUGACUGCUGCUAUUCUUAGCGAGAUCGAUGGGGCUACAUUCCGCGUUGUUGAGGGACCGAAGAUCGGAGGCCGAACAGGAUGGGACAGGUGGAUGAUUCAAGCAGCACACAUGGGUACAGCGAAAUGAACGGUAGGUCAAGCCACAGCGCUGAGCAGUCAGAUGUGAACAUGAAAGAAAGUCACGUGACUGUGUUCAACUGUACAACAUGCUUGUAAA